GUUGGAACUGGAAGGUGAUUUCAUCAGGAAGAGUGUAGUCGUACUUGAAAGUGUACAUUACAAGACCAAAGACAGCAACGGCGAAUAGACUACGAAAAUAGCUGCACUGACUCACUCGAAUGCUAUUCUACCUUGUCAGGCAGAAUACUGAGAAAGGUAAGAAUAUUUGAGACAUGAUAAAUUAAUGCUAUUUAUUUCAUUAAUAAACGAACACAUACAACAACGACCACGCCCUCAGCAAUAUUUGCACAGAUUAAACAGUCGUGUUGGCACAUUUCUAACGUUAUAGCUGCUGUCCGUUUAAGGAUGUGUAAAGCCGUGGUGUGCAGUUUAUGACAGUCGAAUCUUUAUAUUUUAUGGAAAUGUUAUUUGUCAAAUUUGGUAGGUCAUGGAACAUACAUUGGCUGGUCAACUAUGCAGCAUAUUUUGCUUUGGCAAGCAAACUCUUGAUUGGCUAACUAAACCUAACCAGCUAAAUCUGAUGGGCCCCAAGCCUACCUACUAGCUAGUCACCCUUGAUGCACUGACACUGCAGACACGUUUCUAUGCUAACAAUGCUCUUUCUUGUAGGUAACGCUAGCAAGAUAAACUAGGCCAACAAUGUAUCUGGCAAACGUUACCUAGUUAGCUUGCUAACUAACCCUCAGCCUACUGAGCACAUAAACUGUGUUACAUGUAUAUGUGAGCUAGAUUAUUCUCAGUAGUAGUUCAUAUCAAAUGUGAAUACUUUAUCCAGAUCUGAAGUGCAAUAUUAUCGUCUUCUAUCGACACACGAACAUUUUAUGCCGCGUUCACGUGCUAUUCACGUGCUAACCUAAACUCGGAAACUCUCCGAUUUGCUAACUCGUUGUAGUUAUACACGUUCCGCGUUCAACGAAUCAGCAAGUCGGACAUUUCCGAGUUUCGUAGUUCCGACUUGCAUAUGAACGCGGCAGUAGACUGGCUUGUUUUGUUGAUUCUCAUGUGACAAAGGGAGAAGUGGGCGGGGUGAUGUAUAAGUAUGAGGUCAUUCAUGGGGGCGCGCAGCUGUUUACUGGGUGGGGACUGCCAAACACUAGUGACUGGUCCAACCCUCACUGCAGUGUCUCUCCAGAAUACCUCAUGUCCAGAAAUCACGAUAUAGAGUUUAAAAUUAAAGAUACAGUUAUUGGGUAGGAUAUUCCAAUAUAUUUGCCCUUUAUUUGAACACGAAUGAGUUCUGUCACAAUCCUCUUAUCACACGUCAUUGAAGUGGACCUACCCCCAAACCAAAGUCCUGUAUUUCCUGAUUGUCUGAUUGUAAUGGUGACAUCGCUGAUUCUGUUUUCCCAGAUGUCAGUCACAGAGGAUCUUCCUGAUAUGGAUGGAGUGGAUCUGCUGGGGAUCCUGUUCCAGUAUGGGGAGACUGGAGCCAACGAUCCCUUCUUCCCAGAUGGGAAUGGGCUAGAAAACUGGCUUGCGGAGCAUGAUGUAUGUCUCCCACUUAGGAAUAAGACUGUUUUUUAUGUUUGCUAACCAAUAGGCUAAUAGAGUUUUAGUAAUUGGCAGGGAACAAACCAUUCAUUUAAUGGCAUGUAGAGUACUAUUAAAGCAGAAUUAUUUUUUUGUUUUACAUCAAUAAUGUGAUAAACUUCCUUAUAGUGCUGAGCGAUUAACUGAAAAGUCGGUUUUUAGACUUUUUUUACAAAUAAUUGUACCGACGUUGGUUCAAUUAUUUGAAUUCCAUUUCAUUAGUUUUUUUCUGUGAGCUCGAUGUGCAGUUUCUCUAGAGAUAAAUCAGAUCAAGCCCGAACUGUGCGAAGUAGUAGGGAGUUGUAGUUUCCAUCAGACAAUAUUCUACAUACAGUGGGGAGAACAAGUAUUUGAUACACUGCCGAUUUUGCAGGUUUUCCUACUUACAAAGCAUGUAGAGGUCUGUAAUUUUUAUCAUAGGUACACUUCAACUGUGAGAGACGGGAAUCUAAAACAAAAAUCCAGAAAAUUACAUUGUAUGAUUUUUACGUAAUUAAUUUGCAUUUUAUUGCAUGACAUAAGUAUUUGAUACAUCAGAAAAGCAGAACUUAAUAUUUGGUACAGAAACCUGUGUUUGCAAUUACAGAGAUAAUACGUUUCCUGUAGGUCUUGACCAGGUUUGCACACACUGCAGCAGGUAUUUUGGCCCACUCCUCCAUACAGACCUUCUCCAGAUCCUUCAGGUUUCGGGGCUGUCGCUGGGCAAUACAGACUUUCAGCUCCCCCCAAAGAUUUUCUAUUGGGUUCAGGUCUGGAGACUGGCUAGGCCACUCCAGGACCUUGAGAUGCUUCUUACGGAGCCACUUCUUAGUUGCCCUGGCUGUGUGUUUCGGGUCGUUGUCAUGCUGGAAGACCCAGCCACGACCCAUCUUCAAUGCUCUUACUGAGGGAAGGAGGUUGUUGGCCAAGAUCUCGCGAUACAUGGCCCCAUCCAUCCUCCCCUCAAUACGGUGCAGUCGUCCUGUCCCCUUUGCAGAAAAGCAUCCCCAAAGAAUGAUGUUUCCACCUCCAUGCUUCACGGUUGGGAUGGUGUUCUUGGGGUUGUACUCAUCCUUCUUCCUCCAAACACGGCGAGUCGAAUUUAGACCAAAAAGCUCUAUUUUUGUCUCAUCAGACCACAUGACCUUCUCCCAUUCCUCCUCUGGAUCAUCCAGAUGGUCAUUGGCAAACUUCAGACGGGCCUGGACAUGCGCUGGCUUGAGCAGGGGGACCUUGCGUGCGCUGCAGGAUUUUAAUCCAUGACGGCGUAGUGUGUUACUAAUGGUUUUCUUUGAGACUGUGGUCCCAGCUCUCUUCAGGUCAUUGACCAGGUCCUGCCGUGUAGUUCUGGGCUGAUCCCUCACCUUCCUCAUGAUCAUUGAUGCCCCACGAGGUGAGAUAUUGCAUGGAGCCCCAGACCGAGGGUGAUUGACCGUCAUCUUGAACUUCUUCCAUUUUAUAAUAAUUGCGCCAACAGUUGUUGCCUUCUCACCAAGCUGCUUGCCUAUUGUCCUGUAGCCCAUCCCAGCCCUGUGCAGGUCUACAAUUUUAUCCCUGAUGUCCUUACACAGCUCUCUGGUCUUGGCCAUUGUGGAGAGGUUGGAGUCUGUUUGAUUGAGUGUGUGGACAGGUGUCUUUUAUACAGGUAACGAGUUCAAACAGGUGCAGUUAAUACAGGUAAUGAGUGGAGAACAGGAGGGCUUCUUAAAGAAAAACUAACAGGUCUGUGAGAGCCGGAAUUAUUACUGGUUGGUAGGUGAUCAAAUACUUAUGUCAUGCAAUAAAAUGCAAAUUAAUUACUUAAAAAUCAUACAAUGUGAUUUUCUGGAGACUGAGAGAACGUGCGAUCGAGAGGGAUAGAAUCAGUUGUUUCACGAGUGUGAAAAUACAUGAUCUAAGUAAUUGACAGUUGGUAUUCAGAAGUCAUAUUUACUUUGAAGAACUACUAAAAUAGUGAUUUUGUCAGACGGCAUAGGCAGCAGCUCUAUAGAGAUGAGACGAUGACUUGGAAUGAAAUAAUAAAGUCAUAAAAUAUUUUAUUAAAGUGAAGUAUUUUAAGAAAUUAUGGUUUAAUACGUGAUAAGCAGUAAUGGGCAGUCACUACCAUCAUGGGACUUUUAUUAAUUGUUUUAUUCAUUGUUGUUACAACAUUCAACCCACAUAAUGCAAAGUGCAUUUAAUGUAAAAUAAAAUGAUCAAAAUCGAAAACUGUGUUUUUUAAUGAUCGAACUGAAACCAAACCGACUCCAAAAAGCACUAAUCGCUCAGCACUACUUCCUUACUUUAAAGGAGAAUAACUAUUUUUCACAUUUGCUCUUUGUCGAAUAAACAGUCAUAUUGAAUUGAAUGGACACCAACGUUCUGCUGUGUUGUAGAUGCUGACAGGCAUGGACACUGAGGACUUCCUGUCCAGCCUGCUGGAGGGAGAAGACAACAUGGCCACCUCGUGUGUUUCACACUCUCCACUGGGAAGCGACAGCGGCAUCUCUGACGACAGCAGCAGUGGCGGCGUAGUCGGCCAGAACUUCCUGGCCUGUCCCAGCCCCCAGGGGAGUGACAGUGACCCCGCGCCCAGCCCAGGGUACUCCCAGCCCAGCCCGGACUACUCAGACACUCCCCUGAUGGCCCUUGAGCUCGAGGCUGAGAGCCCUGAAGCCCUAGCUGUGCAGACGGACCACAGCUACUCUCUGCUCCAGGGAGGAGACAUGGAUGCUCUACAGAGCGUGAGGGCUGAGAAGCCUGACAUGGAUGUCUUUAUUGAUCUGGGUAUGUGUUGAUCUAGACCUUUUAUACUUGGCUAACAGGUUCAUAGCUUUGGGUGGUAUGAAAGAAUGAAGGAAUAGUUGCAUGACAUCAAAUUGGCUGUUGUCAGUUAAACUAAUUGGAUAGUUUGUUGGUAGUUUGAGCGUCUACAGACUAACUGUAGACUGACUUUAGGGGAAUCCUGAAUAAUGCAGCCUUUUCCAUGUUUUUGGGAUUAAGUCCAGCAGAUUUGAGUCCAGUCACUUGACUCUUGUCCUUGGGCUAAAAGAUUUCACAAGAAUAUCCUAGUAAGGUUUGAGAACUUUACUGUUCAUGUGAACAGAAACAAUGAAUAUGUGGUGUUUUUGGCUCUCCUGUUCAUCAGACGACCUGGACAGUGAGGGGAUGGAAAUGGAACAGAUCUAUUCCAGUGAAGAACUUCCCUGUGCUCUCGCCAUAGAGGACUCUACACAGAACAACAAAGCUGAUCUGGUGAGUUUCACAUAAUCAAAUGGGUAUUAUAGACGAGGAAACAAGAUGAUGAAACAAGUCUUGAAGAUGGCCCCGUGUAGGUCAGUUGGUAGAGCAUGGCGCUUGCAACGCCAGGGUUGUGGGUUCGAUUCCCACGGGGGGUCAGUAUGAAAAAAUGUAUGCACUCACUAACUGUAAGUCACUCUGGAUAAGAGCGUCUGCUAAAUGACUAAAAUGUAAUCCACAGUAGGGGAAAAGGCUGUUUUUGUUUUGUUGAUGAAGCGGAGGGGAGGAGCAUCGCCCAACGUGUUACAAAAAAAUUGGCAGUACAUAUCCUGCUUUUGCAUCGCACGUCUGUUGUUUGUGUCUGUUUACAGUAACUUCUUUGAUGUAAUAUCGCAAAUGGACGUGGCAAUUUCAUCAUUAAGGAUUCCAGUUUUAAAUACGCUUGUCAAACUUAUUGCCAAACUCAUUGUUUUAGUAAGAAUGGCACUGACUACAUGAUUUGAGUACAUCAGGGUUCCCCAACUGGCUGAAUUUUAUUUGGCCCCCAAGUUUUCUGAGCUAAAAUCGUAUAGAAAUGUAAACAAGGUUUGAAAUGUUUUAGUCAAAUAUUAUAUCCGUUUGGGCUUCUUGUGGUCAAUUUGUAGUCUCAAUCAAUUACAUUUAUUUGUGAAGCCCUUUUUACAUCGGCAGAUGUCACAAAGUGCUUAUACAGAAACCUAGCCUAAAACCCCAAACAGCAAGCAAUGCAGAUGUAGAAGCACGGUGGCUAAGAAAAACUCCCUAGAAAGGCAGGAACCUAGGAAGAAAUCUAGAGAGGAACCAGGCUCUGAGGGGUGGCCAGGCCUCUUCUGGCUGUGCUGGGUGGAGAUUAUAAGAGUACAUGGCCAUUAAGCCCAGAGUGUUCUUCAAGAUGUUCAAAUGUUCAUAGAUGACCAGCAGGGUCAAAUAAUAAGAUUAUGUCUGGUGAGAGAACAUUUUGUUCAUGUACUCCGGGGAUCAUGACUAGAUUCAGCAAAUGAUUUGUAAUUAUUUUCCGGCCCCCUGACCAGCCCUCAAGAACAAAAUCGGCCCGCGGCUGAAUCUAAUAGUUACGAUCCCUGGAGUACAUGAACAAAAUGUCAUCGCAUAAGACAUAAUCUUAGUGGCAAAGUGGUGUACGUGUGGCCUUGAGCAGAUCUCAUAAAAAUGUUUUUCUUCCCUUUAGUUCCAGUUCAAGGAGAUUGUUCUGACUGAUGAGGAAAGGAGACUUCUCGCUAAGGAAGGAGCAACCAUACCGUCUUGUAUGCCUCUUACUAAGGUCAUUUUCUCCAUUAAUUUAUUACAAAUACUUGUUGAUGCACUGGAGACCAACCUAGAAACCAUUGUAAACAUUGAUCUAAUUGGCAUUCAGAGAGCACCCCUUAAAAAUGACAGCCAGAUAAUGGAGCUCUCAGGCUAGGACAGGGUGAGAUAAUGGCUAAUGGGGUUAGCUAGGGAGGUGUGACACAAUCUACCCAAUUUGUUGCUACCUUAGUGUUGAGCUUGCUAAUAUGAAGGGAUAAUCUAUCAGAGGAGGCUGGUGGGAGGAGCUAUAGGAGGAUGGGCUCAUUGUAAUGGCUGGAAUGGAAUUAAUGGAACUGUAUCAAACAUGGAAAACACAUGUUUGACUCUGUUCCAUUUAUUCCAUUACAAUGAGCCUAUCCUCCUAUAGCUUCCCUCACCAGCCUCCUCUGUAAUCUAUGUUUCAUAUUUGGCCAGUGAACAGAAAAUGUCUAUUAAAUAAUAGAAAUCUCUCCUGCACGCACGUUUGACUACAGCGUAAUUAUUUGUUGACAUUUCAUUCAAGUUGACCUUUUUUCAAAGCGAGAAAAAAAUUAAACCCUGCAGAAUCACAUCCAAUCAAACCAAAUGAGAAACCUUCCCAGAUAGCUUGUUUUUGGCUCCAGCAGUGAGAUGGCAGACUGCUCCUCAGCACUGUGUACUAUCCGCUCAAUCAUGUCAAGCACACGGGCCCGUGUAGCUCAGUUGGUAGAGCUUGCGCUUGCAUGCCAGGGUUGUGGGUUCGUUUCCCACGGGGGGCCAGUAUGAAAAAUGUAUGCACUCACUAACUGUAAGUCACUCUGGAUAAGAGCGUCUGCUAAAUGACUAAAAUGUCAACGUAAAUGAUGAGUAGCCCUUCCUCCCCUCUCUCUUUGUCGCAGACGGAGGAGAGGACCCUGAAGAGGGUGAGGAGGAAGAUACGCAACAAGCAGUCGGCCCAGGAGAGUAGGAAGAAGAAGAAGGUGUACGUAGAUGGCCUGGAGAACAGGUGAGAGAACGAAUGGAUGGAUCUCUGAAAAUGAGUUGAAAGCCAGCACACACAGUACUAAUAAAGUAUUAAUCAUUGUAUGAUUGAUUUCACCAUUUCACUUCACCAAUGUUUAGCCUGUUAUGUCUUCAUCGGGUCAAAAGGUGUUUGUGUGUGUUAAGUAGGGUUUGAUUGGUUGAUUGACUGAGUUGUUGCUGAUUGGUCCCUAGGGUUUCCAUCUGCACCGCUCACAACCAGGAGCUGCAGAAGAAGGUCCAACAGCUGCAGAAACAAAACAUGUAGGACACCACUGCUGUUAUCAUGAUUAUGGAAUGAAUGUUCUUAUGAUAAGCAUCAGAGAAUGAAUGAAUGAUGUUUGUAGACUAAUAUUGUUCAUUGAGAAAAUGUCUGAUGGUUAUUAUUAUUAUUCUUCUCCCCCCUGUCUAGGUCUCUGAUAGAGCAGCUGAGGAAGCUGCAGUCCAUGAUGAAGAUGUCUACCAUGAAGACAACCACCACCAGCACCUGUGUGAUGGUAAGAGGACUAACACACAGAGUAGAUCUUAACACUUACACCACCACAUAUCCUUUGUUUGGGAUUCUGGGAAUUAAAACUAGUAGUAACCUACUAGUACUGAAGGACUCCCACACACAAGUUUACGUCUGCAGAUGUAUUUAGUUGACAUUUUGGUUGUAAAGCUUUUUCAAAUUGAAGUUAAACUUUAACAUGGUGGUAAGUCGCUCUGGAUAAGAGCGUCUGCUAAAUGACUUAAAUGUAAAUGUAAUGGUGGGUGCUGAGGCAGCUACGUCAUGUUCUUUCAGGUUGCCAGCUCAGCAUGUGUUGACAUUUUUAUAGCUUCAACUGUUUGGGGCAUUAUAGCCCAACCCUGAUUGAGGCUUGAUUAUGGUUUCAUAUGGUGCUCAAGGAGUGCCUGUACUGUAUAAGUGUACUUUAUGUAAGUGUACUAUUGAGGCCAAAGCAACUUGGAGUACCCAUUAUUUUGUCCCACUGCCAAACAAUGGUAUAUUGGAAACAUAAACCAACAAGUACUUCCGCUUCGGUUAACAAAAGGCGAGCGUGCUGCUUGGGUCCGUAAUGAGAGUAAUGAUAUUUCUUAUACAAAACAAGGUUACUUUAACAUAGAAAAACAAAUGGAAGAUAACAUUAAGUUUUCAAUGUUUUAACUUCCUCUCUCUUUUUUUUUUUUUUUACAGUAAAAUACUUUUUGCAUUCAUCGUUGUAAACCGAUGUACCUCAUCUACUGGGUUUGUGAAUCUGGGUCGCACACACCAGAUUUUUAACAGCUUUCUUACGUUUGUUUUUUUCUCUGCUCAGGUGUUCCUGCUGUCUUUCUGCCUGAUCAUCUUCCCCUCUGUCAACCCGUUUGGCCGCAGCCCUGAACAGAAGGAGAUAUACACCCCCUCUUCCGGUAAGUCAGAAGAGAAGUGUCGUCUGAAAUGCUGAAGCUAUGUUUAAAAACUAUGAAUAACAUGUUCUUCUGUUGAAAAUGGCAUUAAUUUAGAGUAUAAAGAAGAGCAAUAAACAACAUCUAAAAUUGUUCACAAAUAUUUCCUGUCUCUUCCAGUUAAGGUGCUGUAUGAAACAUUGUGUAAGAAUUCAGAAGACGUUAACAAGCCUUUCCCCUCUGAACUGUAGUUGUGUCCAGGACCCUGCGCUCCGUGACUGUUGAUUACACCCCAGACCCCAUGCCCCUGGCUUACUCUGAGCCUGUGGAGGAAGCUGACAAUGCUGAGCCGCCCUCUAUCAGCCUCCUCCUAGUGGCCAAGGUAGAGAACCCCAAGGCCAUGUUCACUGGCGGCCAGAACCACACACCUGACUACCAGAAGGUGGAGCAGUCGGAAUCAGAGAGCGGGGUCAACAGCAACUCGUCUGUAGACUUCCCCAACCCAGGACAGGCCGAGCAGAAGCCGGGGGCCGGGCCCGGGGGCCUGCAGGAGGGAUCCAGAGAUCCAGUGGGAACGCCUGUGGCCUACGAGGUUCCAGGGACCAAGGAAAACUGGAUCGACAGGAAGCCAACGUCCAUCAUUAUACAGCAACACCGCUCGGAUGAGAUGUAGACAGAAGAGUCAGUGGUGAAUUAACUAACAGAGGGAGGAAGGGGCUAAUCAAAGGUUUCAGUUAGUAUUAAUAAUGUUUGAUUGAAACUUGGUGGGGAAAAAAGGGUAUUAGACAUUAUUAUUAUCAGUGUUCCCUCUCUCUCUACCUGUUCCUCCUUCUCCUGGUGAUACUACUGUUCCUCUUUGAGCACUUUGUUCUGAUGUUCCGUUCCAGUGGUAGAAUGGACUACUGAGAUUUCCAUUGUUAUGCGUUAUCAUCAUCCUCAUGGGGGGGGGGGGU
Coregonus sp. 'balchen' is the source of this 9311-nucleotide messenger RNA. Lineage: Eukaryota; Metazoa; Chordata; Actinopteri; Salmoniformes; Salmonidae. The record is from the annotation of a GenBank genome assembly.